Xiphias gladius (swordfish) is the source of this 2448-nucleotide messenger RNA. RefSeq lists its product as uncharacterized. The transcript is spliced from 7 exons. The record is from RefSeq and is a predicted model, not a curated record. Gene Ontology annotation, cellular component: nucleus. The coding region runs from base 770 to 1411 and encodes 213 amino acids. NCBI's taxonomy places the organism in Eukaryota, Metazoa, Chordata, Actinopteri, Istiophoriformes, Xiphiidae. Gene Ontology annotation, biological process: protein polyubiquitination; regulation of double-strand break repair. Gene Ontology annotation, molecular function: RNA binding.
GUUGUAGCAGACUGUUGGGACACAGGUGUGGUGUUACGUGUCCCACUCCGAUGGUGUACGUUACUCACGGUGCUGUAGGUCUGUCCGUUCCUCUUGAUGAGGAAGCUGGAGCAGUUCCUGAUGACCAUCCACUGCAAAUGGGACGACAUGAUGAACCUGGACAAAACAGGACCACAUGUUAGUGAAAUUGCGCCUGGCAGGUCACAGACGGAGUUUGUGACCAUUUUCAUGGAAGCUAGCGUUACGCGUGUUAGCCUUGUUUCACGUUUUAUAUUUUAGUUAACCGCUGGUGAGUGGGGGGUAUUAAAGGCCAGUGUUAUAAUCAAUAUAGACAUUUUUAAUAUAUCUGCAUUUAAAUCUAAAGAACGCGGAGCUGUUAUUAUAUUACAGUACAACUUUCCAACGUUAGCUCCGAGGCUCAGCACGACGAGGCCUAACCGGUGCGACGUGUUCACGUUUUCUUCCCAUUUAUACACUGUACAGGGGCAUUUACUGCCACAUUUGAUGUAUAACAGUCAAACAACAAUAAUAUAUUAGUUUAUGAGCCUAAACAGAAGUGGGGAGAUAAAAACAAACCGACUUUAAUGACUAGCUGUUAGCAGCCGAUGCGACCACGUUACCUUUUAGCGGAGGAAAAGGACCGGAGAGACCGGAAACCGCUUUACGGAACCUCUGUUUGAGAUCCUUGCGCACCUAGCGCCACCUUUUUAUAAAACAUGUGUACCAGAACCCACGUUUUCACACAUGUUGAAAGCAGUGCCUCAAUGUGAUGGAUGAGGAAGAAGAUCUGGAGACGCUUGGUGAGCAGCUGUACGCUCGGAUUUACCCCAAACACAAAGAGACUGCUGGGAAACUCACAGGUAUGUUGCUGGAGCUGCCAGUUCCUGUCCUGAGUCAGAUGCUGCAGGACGAGGCCAUGUUGACCGCAGCUGUGGAGAAAGCCCUCCGAGCCCUGCAGCUGGCACAGGAGCCCAGCAGGGUAACACGUAAGGAUGAGGAUGAUAUGUCCGUGUCCUCUGACUCUCUUGGGGAGCAGCUGUUUGAGCUGGUGGAUGUCUACAACACCGGCCACUCACAGAAAAUCACAGGAAUGCUCCUGGAGCAGCACAAAGAGGCGGUUUUAAACCUUCUUUCAGAUCCAAAACUGAUGGAGGAGCAGGUGAACCUCGCUCUGAAGACACUAAAAGAGCAGAACGAAGAGACAGAUGUCAGUGACUUGUCGGAUGCUGACGACACAGAGAAACUGGGAGAGAAGCUCUUCUCACUGGUGGAGGAGAUGGAUCCUCUUCAUGCGAAUGACAUUACAGGUAUGCUACUGGAGAUGGACCCAGCUGCUCUCCAGCAGCUGCUCAGUGACCACACGAUGCUGGAGGCUGCUGUUCAGAAGGCACAAGCAGCGCUGGACACUUAGAACUGAACUCUAUGGAAGAGGAGAACCAUCUUUCACACAUAGAACAACACAUUAAAUAAUGAAUGACCUGGAUGAACUCAGAUAAUAUAAUGCUGGGAAGAGCUGACACAUCACUCCAGGAGAUCAUGGUAAUUCAAGUUACCUAUUACCUAACCAGCUAUCUUUGUUUUACAAAGAUCAUUGAAGAGUCUAUUAAGCCUCUUUCCAGCUGAAAUGAAGUUUAUAAUUCCACUUUCUGAUACGGGUGCUCACUUUGCUAAUUCACGAUUGUCUUUCUCAGAAAAAAGGACUGAACACAAGUGCCAGUGUCUGAUGAAAAAUAUUUAAUAGUAUUGCUCCACUUGGAAGCUGAACUUCCACUACAAGACAUUAGAAUCAUUGUUGCUUGAUGAAAAUAUGUUGGCUGUAUGAGAGGAUUUACUUGUAAGGCUAUGUAUGUAUUUGGAUUUUGUAAUGAAACUGUAUUCAUAAUGAUAAGGUAACUGUAAACUGGUGACAUGUCAUUGCUAACAGCAGAUAAAUGCAGCAGAUUAUAUAUAAAACAAAGACCCAUAUAUUUAGCCAUGCUAAAAACAUGGCUCUAUGAAUUAAUAUUUGUCUGUCAGCCCACCACUUUGGUCCAGACUGAACUGUCUGCACAACUGUUGAAUGGACAUUCAUGUUCCCCAGGGGAUAAAUGCCUCUGACUUUGGUGAUCCCCUGAGUUUUUCUGUAGCAAAGUUUUCACUUAUCCUGUGAAAAAUCUCAACAUCUACUUGAUGGACCAGCACAAAAUGUUGUCUAGACAUUCAUGGUUCCCAGGCGAUGUAUCCUAGUAACUUUGGUGAUCCCUUAACUUUUUAAUCUAGUGUCCUCAUCUAGUUAAAAUUUCUUUUUUGAUUGUCCAUUAAUUUGAUUUAUGACCAAACACAUGCAAAACUGAUGACAUUCCCAUCUUCCACAGCUGUUCUUUAUGUUCAUUGUUAAUUAGCAAAUGUUAGCAUGCUAACACAGCAAAAUGGUAGCAAUAAUAUUUAGAGGGCGAACAAAUAAAUAGA